AUGUCGGAUUUUACUCUGAUGAAGCGUUCUGAUGAAAGCAGUCUUCUGGUGCCCCUCCUGCUCUCCGAGGCGAAUGGGUUAAGCUUUAGCUCGGCCUCCCUUUUCCUACUUAGUUCUUCCUGGCUGCUUUCCACUGCCAAAAAGGAAGCAAUUCUAUCAGUUCUGCUCAGUGCUAACGCUGCUGUUUCAUCCAGUAGCUUUAGUGCCACCAGAAGACACUACCUGGGUGCAGUGGAACUGUCUUGGGACUAUUUGCACAGUGACCUGCUCAGUGAGCUGCAUGUGGACACAAGAUUUCCUCCUAGAAUGACAACACCUUUUGCAUUCAACACCUCAGUCAUGUACAAAAAGACUGUGUUUGUAGAGUUCAUGGAUCACCUUUUCGACAUUGCCAAGCCCAGGCCACCCUGGAUGGGUCUGCUGGGUCCUACCAUCCGGGCUGAGGUUUAUGAUACGGUGGUCAUUACACUUAAGAACAUGGCUUCUCAUCCUGUCAGUCUUCAUGCUGUUGGCAUAUCCUACUGGAAAGCUUCUGAGGGAGUUGAAUAUGAUGAUCAGACCAGCCAGAAGGAGAAAGAAGAUGAUAAAGUCUUUCCUGGUGAGAGCCAUACCUAUGUCUGGCAGGUCCUGAAAGAGAAUGGUCCGAUGGCCUCUGACCCACCGUGUCUCACCUACUCAUAUCUUUCUCAUGUGGACCUGGUGAAAGACCUGAAUUCAGGCCUCAUGGGAGCCCUGCUGAUAUGUAGAGAAGGUAAGUGUAAGAAAGC
Messenger RNA from Galeopterus variegatus (Sunda flying lemur), 767 nucleotides. RefSeq names its product coagulation factor VIII, procoagulant component (gene F8). NCBI's taxonomy places the organism in Eukaryota, Metazoa, Chordata, Mammalia, Dermoptera, Cynocephalidae. The transcript has 6 exons. The record is from RefSeq and is a predicted model, not a curated record. Gene Ontology annotation, molecular function: copper ion binding. The annotation marks the transcript as partial.